CUGGGAUGCGGUGAGGACGUUGCUGCGCCCCGUGCGCUCGACGCGAGUCAUUCAACAGCUGGCCUCUGGGGCAACAGUGGCAGCGAGAGACAGGGAGUGUUGACGGUUGCGACUGCGGUGGUUGGAGAGAGACUGCGGCGGCGGUGGCGUUGGUGGCUGCAGUUCGUUCCGCUACCCCCGCGGAGCCAGGAGUGCAAGCGCAACGGUUCCUGAGAUUCCCGAAUGUUCCCUGGUUAGGAUGCCACAAUACAGUUGUUCACCAUGAAGGGUUCACACGAACGUGGCUUCUCCAAUCUUUCUUCCUUUGAUUACAUUUCGACAUAAGGUAGUCUGAAGACACCAUGACGGUUACAGUGGUGUAUGAUAACUCUGAGGCAACGGAGCUCUGUGCAGCUCAGCACCUCUACCUCAAGCCCAUAGCAAAACUCAUGAUCAAUGUUUUGCUGCCAGAGAGUAUAGAAUCUGGGAGGCCCUUCUCUAACUGGGAAGUUCUUGACCAGCUAAAAAACCUGAUUUGCCCUGACCAGUUCACCACAGUUCGGCUGUCCAAGAGUACAAAGGACUUCAUCCGAUUUGAGGGUGAGGCUGAAACCCGAAGUUUGGUUCAGAUCCUGAAGUCCAAAUUACAUGGGAAGAUCAUCAAGUUAAAUGGUUUGAAAACAGACUUAAAAGUUGUGGCUACUGAUGCCCAGGGAGAGUGGGAACAUUUCCCCAAGGAAAAAGAGGCCUCCCUGAGUGAUGGCGCUGAAGAGCAGGACCAUGAUAAGAGCCCAGAUUCCAUAUAUUUCGAAGGCUUGCCCUGUAAGUGGUUCGCGCCGAAAGGCUCCAGUGGGGAGAAGCCGUGCGAAGAGAUCCUCCGGGUAGUCUUUGAAAGUUUUGGCAAGAUCAAGAAUGUGGAUAUCCCGAUGCUUGACCCCUACAGGGAAGUGAUGACUGGUGGGAACUUCGGGGGUUUUAGCUUUGGUCUGCAGACAUUUGAAGCCUUUAUACAGUAUCAAGAAUCAACUGACUUUCUAAAAGCCAUGGAGUCCCUUCGAGGAAUGAAGCUGAUGCUUAAAGGAGAUGAUGGGAAAGCUCUUGCUUGUAACAUUAAGGUUAUGUUUGAUACAACCAAACACUUCAGUGAAGGAGCUAUAAGGAGGAGAAAUCAGGAAAGGCUAAAAUUACAGGAGCUGGAGGAAGAAAGAAAAAAAGAAAAGAAAAGAGAAGAGGAAGUGGCUGAAAGAAAAAGAAAAGACGAGGAGAGGAAAGCCCAGGAAAAGAGGAAGAAGGCCAGGGUCAGGAGGCGAGCCCUGAAGGAGAGGGACAGGCACCGGCACAGGAAACAAAAGGACAAAGCCAAAGCUAAGGUGCCUCAGGAGCUGGACUCUUCCGAGGAGUGGGAGGAGAGGAAGUACCUGCUGGCUCAGAGGCAGGCUGAGGCCCUGCGGUUGCUACGGGUACUCCUGAGGAAAAUUUCAGUAAGGCUAUUUCCCAAUUGUUCUUCAAUCUUGGGAUCCACACAGUUUAACUCCCAGGAGGUCAACAUUACAGGCCCUGAAGCUAAUCAUGGGAACACAUUGGAAAUACUGGAGGAGGAAGAAUCAGACACCCAGCAUCUUCAAAAUCAAGAAGAGAUACCAAGAUAUCAGGUUGCCAGGUCAGACAGUAAAAGCAAGCAAAAAGUGAAGAAAAGAACUAGGACUCACUUAUAUAAAUCUUCCCACUGCUUUGAGAAACAAACAUUAAGAUAUUCAACUAGAAAAGAAAGACAUGGAAAAUUAUUAAUGGAUGGAUGCCAUUAUAAUUUGUUUCCUGACCAGAAUUCCUGGCAGGUUACAAUGAUUCAAGGUCAGUCUCUUGAGGAAGAUGACCACCACAGCUCUACUAAAUCCUAUUCUUCCAGAUUAUUUGAGCGAGAUGGUAGCAGGAAACAGAAGAUCUAUGAAACAGAUGAAUUUAUUGACUACCUAUUAAACUAUUAUCAAACGCCAAAAUAUGCCCGUAUCUACCUAGAACCAAGUCACAUAGAAAGCACAUGUCAAUGGCAGAGGGAUGUCCAUACUAAGGGAAAUGGAUUUCAGAUUAAUUUGAGAAAACGUAGGCAUCAUUCAAUCAGUUUGAACCAAAAGCAAAACCUGGAAGGGCGAGACCAGGUUCAAGAAGAUGAUGACUGGUCAAAGAUAUGUACUCAAGAUCCUGAGCAUAAGCCACAGAAGAGAGGAAAAGUGGAUUAUGCCAAAGAUUGUGCUAAAGGGUUAAAAACUGAUCGCGACCAUGCAGCCAGUGAAGCUGGUGAUCAGCUGUCCCCAGUUGAUGGAAAACGCAACCUGUCAGCAAAGAGCCAAGUUUCCUCAUCCUGCAGAUCAAUAGACUUAGAAUUACAGCUGACUGAUUUCUUGGAGGAAAUCAGUAGUGAUUCCGAAUGCUUCAGUGAGACCCUUAGCAUAAACCAAGAGGAAAGAGACAAAUCUGUGGCCACAUAUCAUAGUUCUCCAGAAGAAGGACCCCUUGACAGUGAUGAAAGCCACGCGGGGGAACAAGCAGCUAGAUCAAGUCAGCAGGCCUUCUCUUCAGAAUGGAAACAUGAUGGCAAGCAAAAGCACUCUAAAUACAAGCUGAAGAUCCCAGACAAAAGGUCUAUGUAUGAACUUAGCUACGCAUGGUUUGAGGGCGACAGUGAUUUCAUUAGAAAUGAGAAGAACAGCCACAAAAAGAGAAAAACCAGUUCCCAAAUACUUGUUUGAUGAAGGCUCUUACCGUGAAUCCAGUUCUAGUGAUCCAUCAGAGGACAUCACAAGAAAGAGGAGGAAGUUCAGGGUAGUAUAUUUGCCUAGAAAGUGAAGUAUAGACCCUGCCAUGUGCCAGUAACAUCAUCAAAAAAGGCGAAUAUUUGCUAUUUGGGAGAUUUUUCCAAAAGAGAGACUCCUUGGAAAUCAGAAUAUAACCAGAAUGCAAGAAGGUCUAAAAGACAGAUGACUUCUUAAGAAUUCAUGCUCAAUUCUGAUCAUUAUAAUAGACAUAAUAAGCAGGAACUCAUUACUGACUUAUUAGAGACUGUGGAAGUUGUUUAGAGGGAAAAGCUACCCUAAUUCUUUCUAUUGCAAAUAUUUUAAUGGCCACUUUAAUUAGGAACGCCCUGCUCACCAAUAAACAGACUGUGAGAAGAAGACGCAAAACAAAACGUGGCUUAUGUAGUUAGCAACUCUGGAGCAAGAGAAUCACAUUGAAAAGCAUGAGGAGCGUCAAAUGCAAAACUUUGGUUCUCUUGCCAAAGUUGAAGGUGUACAUCAAAAUGACUGCAGGUGUGUUGGCAAGCUUUGGAAAGACAUCAGAUUCUGAAGCCUGGUAAAGCAAUGUGCUUGCAAAACUUCCUCCAAAGACAGACAUUUUAACAAUUUAACUGCAAAUUUAGUUUGGUGCCGUGAGAGAGAUUAAUAUUGAGAGGGGCUUGAUAUAGCCUUCUAUGGCUCUUUAGCUGUCACAAAUUCAUCAUUUAGUGUCAUUUAUCCUCAAAGAUGAUAGCAGAGAAUAAAUGAGGAUCCUUUUACAUAUUCUUUUAUUUGGUCAGAAACACCAUGUGCAGCAACACAUUUUCCUUUUAUUUAGGAAUAAGUGUAGAUAUGAGAUGACAGCUAGAACAUAUAAUAGACUGCUUCAUGACAUUAGAGUUUUGUGAGCACCCCCUGAAGGAAAUUAAUCUUGCUAGAAUGUUCAUAGUACUCAAUGAGUUGUCCUUUUAGAGACUAAGUUUUGGAAGAAGAAUUUUAAAUGGGGCUCAGGUUGUCUUUUGAGGUUUAAAUAGAUAAGAGGACCAUUAGCUAGGGUGUUUUUUAUUUUUUCUUAAGAACUCCAUGUCUUUUCAUUUCCAUGAAAACAACAGGAUUGAAGUGAUAACCAGUGGGAUUUGUAAAAGAAAAUAAUGAAAGCUCCUGGGGCAGCAAUAAUGGCACUUGGGAAGAGAGGACAUGGCAUUUCCAUUUCAGGUUAUGUAAUCCUUUCACUCAGGGUUGGGUGACAUCAGUUUGUAAAAAGUCACUGAGUAUCUCCAAACUGACUUUUAUACAACAGUAACAAGUGCCUCCUCCAAUCCUCAAAUAAUGCCAUGGAGUUAGGAAGAGUCAAAGGAAAAGCCCAUAGUUUUCUAGCUGCAGAAAAAUUAUAUAUGUGCAAGAUUUGUAAACUCUUAAGCAAUUUAUCUUUUUACCGAAUUGUUUUGGACUUCUUAAAUAUUUUUAAAUUGAGAUAUUUUAUAGAUUCUUAAAGACUUACAUCUUAGUGCAAUGCAUGUUCUGUAGAAAGCUAGGCUGAUUCAUGCUGCCUUACAUCUGAUUUAGGACCUCAGGGGCAGUAGGUGCAGUAGGUGACCAUCCCCCCCCCCCACCCCCCAAAGCUAUCUGUACUUGACCUGGCUGUUGAAGACAUCAAUGAGAUUAGAGACUGCAACUGCAAAAGGUGAUUUUUAAUCCACAGAAGCAGUAGAAGGCAAUAUUUUCAACAUGACAUGAUUCAUUUCCGUCUUCAUAUGCUAUUUUGUAGAAAAGUGCCAGCUGGUAGAGCCACAUAAGAUGCCAGUCAGCGUGGUUGCCCAGAAUGAGGACACGAGGCACACUCUUAACCAGCCUCUUGAACAACCUGGCAUCUGAAUGGGCUACAAAAUCUCCUCAUUUUCUAAAAAAGGAUUCAUUUAUUUAUUGGAAAGGCAGAGCAACAGAAAGAGGAGAGAGAAAGACAGAGACAGAGACAGAGACAGAAUCUUCCAUCUGCUGAUUCACUCCCCAAAUGGCCAUAACAGCCAGAGCUGGGCCAGGCUGAAGUCAGCAGCCAGGAACUCCAUCCUGGUCUCCCACAUGGGCAGCAGUGGCCAGGCACUUGGGCCAUCUUCUGCUGCUUUCCCAAGCACAUUAGCAGGGAGCUGGAUCAGGAGCAGAGUGGCUGGGACUGAAACCUGCAUUUUGAUAUGGGAUUGCCAGCAUGGCAAGUGGUGGCUUAACCUGCUGCACCACAAAGCUGGCCCCCAAAUCUCAUUUACCUGGAGCCACAACUUGUUUCAUUGAUCUCUCCUAUUCACAUUUUUAUGAAGGUGUGUUAGUACAUGCAGAAAUUCAGCAAUGAUUGUAACAAAGCAGAUUGUAUUUCUUAUGAAGCUAAGAACCAAUGAAUGAAUUUGUUGGCUCUCUCCUGUUCAAUUCCACUUUCAAGUUAAUGACCCUGCCAGGUUUGGCUUACCAAAUCUGAAAAAUGUUCAUGGGGCGAGUGCCUUUUCUCCUCUGAGGACUAGCAAUGACUACUAAUAUUCAAAGUACUGUUUUCCAGAAGAGCCUUUGAAACUAUUAACAGCUUGUAUUCUGUCAGAUCAACUUUCUGGGAACUGGGUAUUGUUAUCCUCCAAUGAAAUCCCACCUCCUUCCUUUUCUCAUGUUUUACGCCACUGAAAAAAGAACAUUUUGGGUCUGUCAUGGAAAGCAACUAUGCUUGUUUUGAAAAAUACUUUUUUUCCUGUAAUUUAAUAACUUUUAUUUGCAGAGGUUUUAGGAAUAGAAGCAAUUUGCUGGUCAGUAAACAGAUAUAAAUUGCAAAAUACAGCAUGUGCAAUUUUUUUGUAUAAUAUUUAACUGGUGCUAAGUCAUUUCUAUAUAAUAUUUCUGUCUUAUUUGUUUGCUCAUUCCUGUCUUGGGACCUAGAAGAGAGUAAGAAUCCUGGUUUUAUGUUUUCUUUCUGAACAACCCUGGACUUUUAUAGCUGUCUUGUGGUAAUGCAUUCUAGAUCUGAGUCAACCCCUUUUUCUGUGUAGGCCUUAAAGGAGGAAGAGAACAACUUAUUCUGUACUUUUCAACUGAAUGGCUUAGUAAGGAAUGAAACUGACUUGAAAAUAAUGUAACCACCUUCUCUUAAUAUUAACAUACUCUGUUGUGCUGUUAUUUAAGUGGUGCAGAAGUGUUUGUUGAACCUUUUUGUCUGUGUCAAGUAAGGGCCUGAACUUUAAACUGCCUUUUUCAAUAGGUAUUUUCCUGUUUUUCCUAGUAUGGGCUGCUGAUAGUGCUGUAAGAAAUCUAAAUAUCUGCCAAUGUCUCUUUGGUUCCAUUUGAAUUUCUCAGGUAGAAAGCCAUGUAACCUGCUAAUUUUGAAAAUAAGAGCCAAAUAUGUGUAUUUUUGUUUGUUGCAAAAACUGUUUAAGAUGUUAAUUUUUAAAUAAAUGCUGAUAAUUUCACUCUGGGAGGAAAACGGCUACCUGUAGUAUGCUGCUUUGCACUAAUGUUGCUGAUCUUUCUUUUCUCAUUUGGAUUGCUAGAACAAAUAACA
Messenger RNA from Lepus europaeus (European hare), 6282 nucleotides. Its product is annotated as A-kinase anchor protein 17B-like. Gene Ontology annotation, molecular function: RNA binding. Lineage: Eukaryota; Metazoa; Chordata; Mammalia; Lagomorpha; Leporidae. Bases 342 to 2726 code for a protein of 794 amino acids. The transcript has 6 exons. The record is from RefSeq and is a predicted model, not a curated record.